AUGACUCUUGUAAACAGGUUUCCUUCGGAAUUUCUACACAAAGUAUCCACGCAUCUCUCGGUACAGGAUUGUUGGCACGCUACACUGGUUUGUAGGUCAUGGCAUCACACAUUUCAAAGAGUCCUUUACAAGAAGGUUUUCAUCUAUUCAGACACUCAACUCAAACAACUCGUUUCUUCUAUUUCUUAUCACGGCUAUCUCGUCAAAGAGAUACAUCUUAUCAGUACAAUAUCCCAUGAAUCUACCACUUUACACGACAAUCCAAGACAUGUUUUAUUGGAUCAAGAUACGCUCUUAACCUUAAAUCACCUCUGUCCUUUGCUCGAAGUGCUCCGUUUUCAUCCUUCUCAAUGGACCAACCUGGAGUUAAGUGAUCAAAUGCAGUGGUCCCAAAUGAGACAAUGUGGAAUUGUUCACUAUGAAGAUUUUACACCCUCCUUCUUGACCGUGUUUGGGACAAAUUUAACUCAACUACACAUGACGCAUGCUGCACACGACCUCGAGACAUUGGUAGACCGCUUACGUAUACCAACGUUAAAAGAAUUGACGUUAGAGAUCCUUGUGCAAGUAGAAAACGAAAUCAUCCCUACCCAACAUUUAGAAAGGAUGCAUGCCAAUCUACCGCAGUUAACCGCAUUUCAUUUUAAACGAAAUAAGACGCCACACCAUGAAGCUGUACCAGCACAUGAUAUCAUCUCGUUGUUUGCGCAUCCAACCACUGUUCGUACUUUAACCCUGCAUGGUCAUGUGGAUUCCAUCCAGUGGUUUCAAUUUAUCACCACCAAUUAUCCCAAACUCCAAGAACUAGAACUGACCCAGAUCACCACCAGUCGGUUUGGAACCAAAUGGAUGUGGCAAACCGCAUUAAUUGAUCUGAUACGCUCCUUACCCUCUCUACAACGACUCAGCUUGGGUGGUAAAAACAUUCCCCAGUUGUUCUCAAAGGCGCUCCUUGUAGAACUAAAUUCCAACAAACAAAUCGAUGAAUUCAAUAUAGACUUUCAAACCUAUCAAGCGAUCGAGUCAUGUCAAUUUUUACUAUCUUUGGCAUCGUCCGACGGACUUGCCUCACUGCGACAUUUAAGCCUGCGUGUUUGGGAACAAAUUCCAGGCUGGUCGGGUGUCACAAAAAACCUGUUUCAAUGUCAAGGUUUAGUAUCGCUCCAAUUAUGGUUUUCCAAGGGAUUUAUGGAUCAGUUCCCUUUUACCUCGUUUUUGAUAGAUCAUUUCUUGCUCCAUUUACCUCGCUUGAAGAAAUUAGCUUUGACAGGAGCGCAUGUGCAAGUGAUGUACAAGGAUUAUAAGGAUUUAGAUAUACAGGUGUUUGAUUUAGAAGAGCUCUCCUUGGUACAAUGCAAAAUCGAACGUCAUGAUGUGGUGCUUCAAUAUCUCUCUACAUGCUGUCCCCGAUUAGACACAAUGGAGUUUAGUAAAUGUGAGUCUGAACGCUCUGCCGUCAAUAAAUCGCAUGUUUUGAAUGAGUGGACAAUGGACUUGCAACAAAUCCGUUUAAAAAAGCUUGUACUAUCAUCAAUUUUAAUUUAUAUUGGUACAGUUCAGACCAACGAUUUUAUUGGGAUCCGAAUCCAUGAUGAAAAGGGUCAACGCACACAAUGGUGCAGCACUACCAAAUCCAUGAUUUAUCCCGAAUAUGGUUUAUGUGAGGAUACCGAAAAGAAUACCGAGCUGGAUAAAGUAUAUCAAUCGAUGCCCGGAAAUUAUACGCCAACACUGGGUGUCCUCGUCAUACAUUGUCAAUCUGUCACUCAAGUCUUUCUUGAUAAUUUAAAAAUACCAAACCAUUUAAUAAAUUAAAAAGUAGUUUUUUGUUUUUUUAUUAUGAUU
Molecule: messenger RNA, 1845 nt
Organism: Mucor mucedo
Lineage: Eukaryota; Fungi; Mucoromycota; Mucoromycetes; Mucorales; Mucoraceae
Exons: 2
Coding region: 1-1815 (604 amino acids)
Molecular function (GO): protein binding
Source: RefSeq, a predicted model, not a curated record